UACUAUAACAUGUGGGUCUCGCUUGGCGGUGCAUUACUUUGCAUUGUUGUGAUGUUCAUCAUCAGUUGGGCUACGGCGUUGAUAACCUUCUUCUGUUUCGCAGCAUUGUUCCUCUACAUCUUGCAUCGAAAACCGGAUGUGAACUGGGGCUCAUCUACUCAAGCUCAUAGUUAUAAGAAUGCUCUUGCCGGGAUGAUCAAGUUAUCACACACUGAGGAGCAUGUCAAAAAUUAUAGGCCACAGCUGUUAGUUUUGUGUGGAAACGCAGCUGCGAGACCAUCACUGAUUGAUUUUGCAUACAACAUUACCAAAGGGUCAUCUUUGAUGAUCUGCGGAUAUGUUGUUCCGUAUAAUCCUUCUGAUCGCGUACAUUCUGUUAUGCGGAAGUUAGAACGUCAACUAAGCGAAUGGUUGCAAAAGAGACGAGUGAAGGCUUUCUACGCUGCCAUUGCAAACGUCAGUCUUCGCGCUGGUGCCCAAUCUUUACUUCAGAAGUUUAGGGAUGCGUUUGAUAGCAAUAUGGCAGUCUGCGUACUUCGAAAUGGAAGUAUGGGUCUUGACUUUAGCGAAGCUAUGAAACUUUUGAAUGUAGGAGAAUCUAAACGCCUGGAUAUAAAUCUGGAUGAAAACGCUGGAGAAAAAGAAAAGUGGGUUACAUUUUUAUUCGUAAUUUCCAAAUAG
Molecule: messenger RNA, 681 nt
Organism: Strongylus vulgaris
Lineage: Eukaryota; Metazoa; Nematoda; Chromadorea; Rhabditida; Strongylidae
Source: the annotation of a GenBank genome assembly